This is a messenger RNA of Rhea pennata, 3440 nucleotides long. It is a transcript of the gene DERL1, whose product is annotated as derlin 1. Gene Ontology annotation, cellular component: Hrd1p ubiquitin ligase ERAD-L complex; endoplasmic reticulum membrane. The transcript has 8 exons. Bases 110 to 865 code for a protein of 251 amino acids. Gene Ontology annotation, molecular function: misfolded protein binding; ubiquitin-specific protease binding. The record is from RefSeq and is a predicted model, not a curated record. Lineage: Eukaryota; Metazoa; Chordata; Aves; Rheiformes; Rheidae. Gene Ontology annotation, biological process: endoplasmic reticulum unfolded protein response.
GCCGGAAGCGGCUGCGGCGGGGCCGAAUUCGGCGGCGCCACGUCUGGUGGGUGCGGGCAGGUUCGCAGCGGGGCCCCGGGCCGCGGCGGCGGCUGCCGAGCGCGGCAACAUGUCGGACCUGGGGGACUGGUUCCGGAGCAUCCCGCUGAUCACCCGCUACUGGUUCGCCGGCUCUAUCGCGGUGCCGCUCAUCGGCAAGCUGGGCCUCGUUAGCCCCGUCUAUCUCUUCCUCUGGCCCGACGCCUUCAUCAACCGCUUCCAGAUCUGGCGUCCAAUAACUGCAACUUUCUUCUUCCCAGUGGGACCUGGAACAGGAUUUCUCUAUUUGGUGAAUUUGUACUUCUUGUAUCAAUAUUCGUCACGGUUAGAAACAGGUGCUUUUGAUGGAAGACCAGCAGAUUACAUGUUCAUGCUCCUAUUUAAUUGGAUCUGCAUUGUUAUAACUGGCUUGGCAAUGGACAUGCAGUUGCUGAUGAUCCCUCUCAUCAUGUCUGUGCUUUAUGUUUGGGCCCAGCUGAACAGAGACAUGAUUGUAUCAUUUUGGUUUGGAACAAGAUUUAAGGCCUGCUACCUUCCAUGGGUUAUUCUGGGAUUCAACUACAUCAUUGGUGGAUCGGUCAUCAAUGAGCUGAUAGGAAAUCUGGUUGGACACCUGUAUUUCUUCUUAAUGUUUAAAUAUCCGAUGGAUUUAGGAGGAAGGAAUUUUCUGUCCACACCUCAGUUCUUGUACCGCUGGUUGCCCAAUAGAAGAGGAGGAGUGUCAGGGUUUGGCGUCCCGCCUGCGAGCAUGAGAAGAGCUGCCGAGGAUCAACAAGGUGGUGGAAGACACAACUGGGGACAAGGUUUCCGGCUAGGUGACCAGUGAAGAACUCCUGCCCUUGAAAGACAGCAAUUCUUUGGUUUUAAUAGCACGUAGGACCAUUCCUGCCUGGUACAGAGCGUGCUUAAGAAUGAGCUCUUUGUAGUAUUGCUGGAUUUAACUGAUUAGAAAGAAUUUUUCUGGCACACAACAAAAUUAAAAACUCCAGAAGGGAAAAAUGUAGAUCUUGCUCCAAGUUAGCAAGUAGUAUUCAAUUUGAUUCUGCCAUUAAAAAAGCCUUCUUUGUACAGUAUUGUCUGUCUGUAACAACGGGCAUCCAUUCUGGCAUCUUGUUCUGUGAUGUGAUGGAACAAGCUAAUGGUGUUCUGUCUCGCCUGGUGUGUUCAAAGUUUUGUUGGCUGUGGUAAUGUAAGAAUCCAGUGUGUGGCAGAGGUAUCAAAUUAACCCUUAUGAUUAGGAAGCUGAUUUUUCCUGUAGCUGUGCUUCAGUUCCAGAGUCAUUGGAAACAUUAUUUAAGUGAUAUAUCUAUGCUGCAUUCAUAAAGCAAAGUGCAAGUGUUCCAUUUCCAUUAUUAAACUGUGUUUUGAGAGCAGUUUUUUCUUUCCACACAGCAUUUGUCCUAUCUGCUGCAACGUGGGAUGGGCAAAAUUAAGAAUGAGGGCUUUCGUUUGAAAUUGCAGUAACAAAUACAGAAUUGAAAUCUCUGAAUUCUUCAUGUCAUGUGUAUGGCUUGCUCUAUUUAAACUGAGGUUGCCUGGCAUAUUUUUUUUUGUUUUAUUUUGGUUUUUUUUGCCUGAGAUCUGUGAAUUCUUGGCUUCAGGGUUUCUGUUUUGAUUGCAAAAUUGGAUAGCACAAGUACUACUUUACAACUACAAAACGUAACAUAUCAUUGUAGUUAAUGUGAAGAGUGCUGACUGCAGAAUUGUUUGUUAAUUGAAUCUGCAACUUUCUCUUAAAAGCUUUAAGACAUCAAAGAAUCAAAAAUGGAAAUAAAUUUUUCCACAUCCAAGAUACAAUAGAACAGAUUGCUUUACUAAAGGAUUCUUUUCACUGUUGAGUAGAAGACUACAUAAACUAUCUAUUACUAUCUCCAUUUUUUUGGUUAAAACUUUUGGAUGUGGAGAAGGGAAUGAUUCUGUACAGUAUUUUCCAAAUACUGGGUUCUUGUGGGCAGAGCAUGGGGCUAGGAACCAGGAAGCUGUAAUGUUAGCUAGUUACUGACUCACCAUUUGAACUUGAGCAAACUUUUUGCAUAUCUCAAUUUUUCUGGAUGUAAGGAGGACUCAUGCAUGUCUCAUAGCAUUUGAAAAUGUAGCUGUCCCUCAGCUUCCCUAGGUGGGAGCUGCUAAUGAGAGAGGUAAGGCCUGAGCUCAUGCAAAUGACAGCACUUAAGGUAGGAGUGCAGUUGCUCUAGGCUUAACUGAGACUUCUAGUUGGAGUAUAGUUGCCCCUUUUCUCCCUUUGUAGCUGGAGGAAACAAGAAGAGCACUACUAGCGUGAGAUUCAGAUCUUAGACUGAAUUUUCCAGCAUUUGUCUGUCGUCUUACUGGGUAGUUAGACCACACAGGGCAGUCUUGCCCCAGCAUAUGUGUCUUGGGCAUCUAUAACGAAGUGAAGUGAAUUUGGGGCAAAAAGUCUUUUUACUACUGUUUUUCCUUCACUAAAGCUGGGUUCUGAAGAUUUAAAAACUUAUAAAUACUACUUACCACUUAAUGUGAAACUUUGAAAUUAAGCAGUCAGCCUGGAAGUUUUCACAUGUCUUAUCUGAAAAAGAUGCAUGCUCCAUUUCCUUAUUGCAACUCAAUUUUUUGAUCUGGCUUAUGGACCGAUGUAGAAAACCGGUAAUGAUCAUAUUGUGUGUUUAGAUUUUACAGGAACAUGGAGUUCAGAAAUCACCUGCCAUUUUUGUCCAUUCAGUAGUAAGUUUUAAAGGUGAUCUUGUCCCUCUCUAACAUGAUAGGAGGAAAAUGGGACUGCAAUGUUGUAAAUAUUAAUCUGCUGUUGACUAACUUGAUGCUAACUUGAAAAGUUCCAGAACUGUCAUUUUUAUAGGAGUCAUAAUGCAGCUGCUCAUCUUUUAGUCGUGGCAAUAUCACUGUCUCCAAAGCAUUUGUCUUUAUUUUGGAUCAGGACCUAACUUAAGUGAAGAUGCAGUAGUUUGUGACUCAAUCUAAACUGCCAGCACACUCAAAUUGCAGAACAUCUUUGCACAGCAGAAGGCCAGCGUGGAGGCAUGAGGGGGACAAAGCAUGGUAGAUGUCAUUGUACUGGCCUUCUGCACUGUGUUGGGUCUUACUUUGUAAUGUAUCCUCCUUCUAUAAACCAAGAGGAAAGGGUUUGCAAGGGAAAUAGGCUUCUGAUAAGUCUUGAUUUGCUUUCAAAGAUCUUCAGUUUAUUUUGGUUUAUGGAAGAUUCACUUUAGAAUUUCAUAUAACAAGUUCAGUUUGUGCGUUUCUCGUUUGCCAUUUAACCUGAAGCACUACUUGUGUGUCCUUCAGCAAACACUGACAAUGGCAGUCUCUUGUUAAAUGAGUACCUCCUUUCUUAUUUUGUACAGAUAACUUCCCUUUUGUAAUCAGUUUUUUGUUGGCAAAGUUUUAAAUUAAAGUUUUAAUCACUG